Molecule: messenger RNA, 256 nt
Organism: Lodderomyces margitis
Lineage: Eukaryota; Fungi; Ascomycota; Pichiomycetes; Serinales; Debaryomycetaceae
Product: HIP1
Exons: 1
Biological process (GO): amino acid transmembrane transport
Cellular component (GO): membrane
Molecular function (GO): amino acid transmembrane transporter activity
Source: RefSeq, a predicted model, not a curated record
AUGUCCUUAACCACUGGUUUAGGUACCGGUUUAUUGGUGGCUUCUGGUGAUAAAUUGCGUAUGGCUGGUCCUGCUGGUGUCUUGAUUGCUUAUGCUAUAACGGGGUUAGCUAUGCUUGCACCAACAAUUUGUUCCGUCUCGGAAUUAUCGAUUGCCUACCCUGGUUUACCUGGUGGAUUCCAAUCCUACUAUUCCAAAUUUAUCGAUGACUCAAUAGGAUUUUCUUUAGGUUGGAGUUAUGCUUUCCAGUGGUGCU